CGAUGCACGACAUUUUUGCUCGAAUUUAUCGAGACGUCUAACCUAGCAGUUAGAUGUACAGUAAGAUAACGGAAACAGUACGAUAUGCGAUGCUUUUUGACUCUUUCAUUUAUAUAUACAUAACAUUGUAUGCUGGUUUACCUCUAGCACACUGUCAGGACCGAAAAGAGCAGGAAGACUGGAGUUGAGUUAUAAGCGAACUCCACAGCUAGCUUUUUUGUGUGUGUGGACAGUAAAACCUGCAUGGAGUUUCAUUUGAAGACGCGUUAAACGCUUAUUAUCCGUUUAUUUAUACGGUGUUGUUUCAUACCAGGUGUGUAUGUGGUGCAUUUGCAAAAUACUGUAGAUCUGAUUCCUUACUGACAGGCCGUGUCAGAUGCGAUGCUAACUGUCUGAUAGCCUGUGCUCUGUUGCUAAUGUGAAUGGUUCUUUUUACAUGCACUAAUUCGUUUGGGGGUUCUUUAUUAAUCGUUGUGUGGUUAAAAGGGAUCGGGUUCUUAUUGUUUGACUGAAGCUAACACACGGCUGUUGCUUCACUUGUUCUGUUAUUAGAACACGAAUGCCACUUUUUGACGUGGUUAUUAGCUAAUAUUAUUAACACAGUGGAUCGCUGUAUUCAGAAGUCUAUAUACCUCACUCGAGCAUGACGGCAGAUCUGCAGAGUUGACCUUAACCGAAUAAAAAUGCAUGAUCUCUAGCGCUGUAGAAGCAGAAAGCUCAUGACUGUGUGCUGUUAGCUCUCAUCAGCUCUCAGAUAGAUAGGCCACGUCGCCUGUGUGUUGAUGUAUUUGAUCUACUGACAGUGGCGUUGCGUGAAUGUAAACAAAUAAAAACGAAAAGUCGCCAACUGUGCGGAAGGGACACGGGUAUACGUCAGAGUAGUUCUGUCAUCAAGUUGAGGACAUCUCAUCUCUUGCUAUAAGACAUUUUGAAUGGGAAAACAUCCCGGGAACAUGUGUUUCGUUUAAACAUUCCAAGAUAUAUAAUUUAGUGAAGAAUUGCACACGUAUUGAAACGUCCAACGCUCACAAAAAGACUGAUCGUAAUUUGUGCUAGUUCGAUUACACGAUGAUCGGGUUCAGCGCGAAUCGACGCGGAGGUCGCCUCCCGUCUUUCAUCCUGAUCGCGUUAUUGGUGAUCAUCGUCAUUCUGGCGUUUAACUACUGGAGCGUGUCCACAAAGCACGGGCGGUUGCUGGACGAGCUGGCCGAAGUGCAGACGCAAGUGAAGCGCACGGACGCGGCGCGCUCCCGCCUGGAGAAGAGAAACUCCGAGCUGAUGAUGCAGGUGGACACGCACAGGAAACAGAUCGAUCAGAAGGACGGAGACUACAGCGUGCUGGAGAGCAAACUGCAGGCCAGGGAUGGGAUGGUGAAAUCCUGCACCGACGAAAAAAAUAAGCUGCAAAAUGAUGUCAGCGCCCAGAUGUCUGAGAUUCACAGGUUGAAGGAGCAGGUGAAGGAGUUACGACAGGAGUUCAUCCGACAGGAAGACCAGCUGAGGGAGGUGCGGAGGAACGGCACUAACCUGGAGAAGAAACUUGAGUAUGAGAGUUUGCAGUGUGGUCGACAGAUAGCCGAGCUGAAGGCAGAGUAUGAAGAGAGCAAGAAGAGAGUUGAGGAGGAGGCAUCAAUACUCAGACAGAGUUUAUCAGAGAAACGUAUUGUAGGUGCAGGGGGUCAACAGGUGGAGGUGGAUCUUGAGAAAUCAAACAAAAGAAAAGAAAGGGAGGACACUGCAGUGCGCCAGAUAGUGGCUACGCAACAACAUGACAGCCAAGGUCUUAAAGAUGAGAUGGGUAAACCUGGGAGUGAUGCUGGGAUGCCUGCCAUUGAGGAUAGUGAAGUAGGCAAGAUUGAAGAUGCACAGUUUGCGCUAAAGAAGCCAGCUAUCACGCAGAAACACAUGGAGCCUGCAGAGGCUGCUGCAUUACUAAAGGAGGAGAGGGCAGGGCUCGGAGCAGGUGCUGGUGCUAGACCAGGGGAUGAUUUGGCCCGUGGGCAACCGCUAGAGAGGCCAGACAUGCCCCACGAUGACAGCCUGCAUGUGGGGAACCACGAGGUACCUGUUCAGCAGCAGGUUCCAAAGCCAGUGGCUGAGAAACCCAUGCUGUUUGAUGAGGACAAUAAGGUGGCCAUAAAUGCAGAUGAGUUUGGGGAGCAGCGCAGACAGCUGGAAGCUCCUGAGGGUUUAAAGGCAGAGGGAGUUGGGCUUCCUGCUCCUCCUAACCCUGCUCAGGUUCUGCCCAAACCCAUUGAUCCUCACAAUGGCAGAGAUCCUGUGCUCGCUGAACCCCUGCGCCACCGUCAGAGCCGUUUCUUUGAUGAAAAUGAGUCCCCUGUAGAUCCGCAACAUGGCAAUAAGCUGGCGGACUACAAUGGGGACGAUGGCAACGUGGGUGAGUAUGAGGCAGACAAGCAGGCCGAGCUGGCCUACAAUGAGGAAGAGGAUGGUGAUGGUGGGGAGGAAGACGCCCAAGAUGAUGAAGACCGGGAGGCUCCAGGUGAAAGGGCAGUGGAUUAUGGAAAACGACAUCAAGCCAUUGACAUUCUGUAAUCCCAUCUCUCAAAAUCCCUUAAAUAGAAUUUUGGAUGUUCUUGAAAAUGAAGUAACCAAGCAAGAAAAAGAACUUAAUUUCUUGCCCUUGGAUUUCAGCUGUGAUUUUGGUGUAAUGUACGAUUGGAGACAUUCAGACGAUUCAAACUAUUUCAGAGUCUUCGGAGGGGAAUGAGUUUCAUUGAGCAGUUAUGGCUGUGAAAUCAGUGACUGCUGAUGAGAACUGCAAAAAGGGAUCUUCGUGAUCGAUAAACAUUUGCUUGCACAUGUCCUGAUUUGAGAGAAUUGUUUUCAUUACUUUUUUUGAUCUGUAGCAAAUGUCUAACAGAAUUGGCUUUUAGAAAUGAGAAAAAUAUUAUAAUGUACAAAUGUGUUGGGUUUGGGGAUAGACAGACAAUAUCUGUUUAAUUCACAAAGUGGAACAUAUUGAUAUUAUUGGCGAAAAGGACCUCUACAGUACCAGUUGUUUUUUCCCCCUCAGAGAACUGCUGAAAAGCAUAAUGUCCCUAUAUCUUUUGGACAGUUGUUGCUGAAUCAAAGUGUAGACUAUGGGAAGAUGCAAUUGAGCUGCUGUUUACCUUUUAUUUUCUAACCACCCUCUGGUGCAAAACUGCAGCGGUUGUCCAGAGAUUAGUCAAGACUUCUCAUGGUUGCGUGAAACAUUUUUUACUGCCCACUGUUUCUGAAAGAGCACUCAGUAGUGCACACUGAGUCUUUUAAAGACAUUGUUGCAUGCAAAAGGAAGCCUUUGUAAAUCAGCCUGUAGAUCAUCAAGAAAACAAAAAAAGCAAUACUUGGUGCCACAGACUAAACUCAUCAUGGCUGUCGACCUGCAUCCUUUCUUACAGUUAGAUGUAGAUGUACAGUAAAUAACCGAAGAGUCUGAGUGACAUGGGAUGCUGUAGAAUUCCUAAACACUCAAAUGGAAAUAAUGAUCAUCGACUUAACUGUUUGUGUUUUCUUCAUAAUACUGAAUGUACUCUUACAGUUUGUAAUUGUUUUGAGAUCUGUCACAUGGGUGUUUGGGUUCUCCAACUUUUACAGAGCUGUGCAGUGAAAUCCAAGGAUAACGUUUAACAAAAUGCUCUAUAUUUCCAAUAAACUGGUCCUGUUUUGGAAAGUACAAUUCCUAUCACUGUGAUUGAACUAUAGAAAGUAGCAUUAAGAAGAGCACACAAUUUUCCCAGACUGCUUUAAAAACAUAACUGAUUACAUGAAGCUAACAAUAAAUAAAUAAAGACUUUUUUUUUUCCUGUA
This is a messenger RNA of Myxocyprinus asiaticus (Chinese sucker), 3813 nucleotides long. Its product is annotated as protein GOLM2-like. The transcript is spliced from 10 exons. Bases 1069 to 2556 code for a protein of 495 amino acids. NCBI's taxonomy places the organism in Eukaryota, Metazoa, Chordata, Actinopteri, Cypriniformes, Catostomidae. The record is from RefSeq and is a predicted model, not a curated record.